Molecule: messenger RNA, 1764 nt
Organism: Linnemannia hyalina
Lineage: Eukaryota; Fungi; Mortierellomycota; Mortierellomycetes; Mortierellales; Mortierellaceae
Source: the annotation of a GenBank genome assembly
AUGAUGCCGGACGCCUUUGGAUGCUUCUUCAACAUAACAGAGCUCGUCGACCAUUUGACACCAUACCUCGCCAAGAACGACAUCUCGAAACUCGCCCGCACCUGCAGGAAGAUGCACACGCGGUGCACCCUUUCUCUCUUCAGGACUCUGUUGGCUGAUGAUGGCUCUAUUCCCAGACUGUUCACAUCUACCCCAGCCUUGCUCGCUCUUUCACGGAACAGUCAGCAUGUCAGGGAGUUGAACCUUUAUCUGUACGAUCUCGUCUUCUACUACAACUGCCUCCUUACUUUCCAGGAUAUGAACUCACAUCUCUCGAACACACCACCAACACGACCCCCUUGGCUGCCGCCACCCGACAUCCACGCCUAUCAGUUGGUCGCCUUACCACCCAUGACCCGCCUGUCGCGACUCUCUUUCCAUUCCCAUCGCACAAACUACCCCCUUCCCCCUUACAAGUUGCCAAGCGCCGACAACAGUGGAGGGACAUUGGCCCAGUUGACUUUGUUGAUUUCUCUCAGCCCGCGCCUGACCUCUCUUUCACUGCAGGAAGUCUCGAUUGCAGACAUGGCCGAAUGUCGACGCCUAGAAGACGUCAUAGCUAAACUGCACGCGAUAAAGAAACUGGAACUUUCGAUUGAGUCUGAGGUCAACAUGAGGUUCGCUAUUUUUUCUCGGCUUUUCUUCAGCUGUCCCUCGUCCCUCCAGCGCCUUCGCUUGUACUUUCCUGGGCGUUCGACUGAUGAGGAUGAGAGAGGAAACGUAAUAGCGGUGCCACGAAAGCAGGAAGCGUUAAUCAACCUGAGGGAGCUGUUGAUUCGGGGCAUUCACGAUUGGAACUCGGCUACCGACAUUCGCUCCAUUUUCGCACAUUGUCCCAACAUCAACAAACUGUCUCUGUCUGUCGUCAUGGGACAUCAGGAGACCGACGAGAUCGAGCAGUUCAUCAGCAAGCACUGUCCCAGGAUCGAGUCGUUGGAUUUCUGUGGUUACUACAUGGAUUCGGUCGAGCCUUUCCCUUUCCGGAUCAUGGGGUCGUUGCCUCCUCAACAAAUCACCGAGUUUGUGUACCGUGGAGCUCUUCCCUAUGACAGCAAGUUCAAGACUGACGUGGCGUUCCAAAGGCACUCGACGACGUUGCGAUCAAUUAUCAUCAGUGGACAUGGCAUUCUCCCGCAGGCUUUGUUUCCAAUGAUUGUCAAGGAAUGCUGUAACUUGGACGAGCUUCUCAUCGGAUUCGGACGUUGCUCGGAUUCUCACAUCACUUUCGACGACGCUUUGCAGACCCCUUGGGCCUGCACCAAGUUGACUUCCCUCGCCCUCGGGAUCAGUGGAUGUGAGCUGCCCGUCGAGCCCGGGGUCAAGCCAUACUACCAUCGCCCAACCCCGAUCACACUUACCGAGGUCGAGGCGCAACACUUUUCUCGACUGGAGUUCUUGUACCGACAGAUCGGCUCCUUGACGGCUUUGCGGGAGCUGGAUUUGGCAAUGGUUCCUCCCGACGAAGGUCUAGACGGUAUGUUGCUGGUGCACAAGUCGAGCACGUCGUUCCCUGCCAUGCUCAGUAUCAGGAACACCUCGACAAACCGACCAGGAUUUCUACACCACCUCUCAGGAUUGAAGCAGCUGAAAGCACUUCACGGUUCGUUUCUGAAGGAUCGCCUCAAGUUUAACCAGCUUUGGCAGAUCUGGGAUGCUACAGAAGGAGCCUCGACAUCCGAGAUCAUGUCCGUUUUUGCCACAUUGCUCCAACAUCUGGAGACUUGA